AUGACAGUUGAAAUUUGCGUCGAUUUUUGCAAAGGUAAUGGGUAUAAAUAUGCUGGAUUGGAGUAUUAUGGCGAGUGCUUUUGCGGUGCCUCUGUUGGUGGCCCACAAACUGCAGAGUCAAAUUGUUCAUUCCCAUGCACUGGAAAUAAGAAUGAAUCUUGUGGAGGCUAUGAUAUCCUCUCUGUAUAUCAAGAUACCACAUUCCCCACAGUCGAUACCACUACCAUUUCAGAUUACUCACCAAUGGGUUGUUAUUCUGAUCUUGGACCCAACGGUCGCACCCUCGCUUGGAAACAAGACCAAAUUCCCAAUGCCGAUUUGACAAUUGAAGCCUGUCUUCAUGCAUGUAAAGAAGGGGGAUAUGCAUUCGCAGGAGUUGAAUACUCACAAGAAUGCUAUUGUGGUGUAGUUCUUGGUAAUGGAACUAUCAAAGUAGACGAGUCAAAUUGUCAAAUGACAUGCAAUGGGAACACGACAGAAUUAUGCGGCGGCGCUGCUAAUAUUUACCUAUACAUCGCGGAAGAUUUGUUAUCGACGGAUCCUUGCAAUGGUAAUCCAGGUGGUCCAGUAGUAUCAUCUUUUUCAACGAGUUCUUAUUCAUCUACUUCGACUUCUGCUUCUUCCCCGGCUUCUUCAACUAUUCAAACGACGAUUACUUCGACGUUGAGUUCAUCCAGUUCGAGCUAUUCUUCUUCUUCUUCGUCGAGUGAUACUAUUUCAACUGCGGCCGCUUCAACUACAUAUUACUCGCCACCACCAUAUUCACCUCCACCUUAUACGCCGCCUCCCUAUUCUUCGGCUCCGGCAUCUUCUUCGCCAUAUUCCUCAGCCCCUGUCUCAUCUUCCUCGUCAUAUUCCUCACCUCCAACUACAUCUUCCUCGUCAUAUUCUUCAGCUCCUGUCUCCUCAGCUCCCACAUCAUCUUCUUCUUAUCCAUCAGCUCCUGCUUCAUCUUCCUCUUCAUAUUCCUCAUCUCCAGCCUCUUCCUCAUCUUCUUAUUCCUCACCGCCAACUACAUCUUCCUCUUCUUACUCAUCAGCUCCGGCCUCAUCCUCAUCCUCCUAUCCAUCAGCUCCGGUCUCAUCGGCUCCAGUUUCAUCGUCUUCAUAUUCCUCAUCUCCAGCCUCUUCCUCAUCUUCUUAUUCCUCACCGCCAACUACAUCUUCCUCUUCUUAUUCAUCAGCUCCUGCCUCAUCCUCAUCCUCCUAUCCAUCAGCUCCGGUCUCAUCGGCUCCAGUUUCAUCGUCUUCAUACUCAUCAGCUCCCACUUCAUCCUCUUUGUCUUAUUCCCCAGCUCCUGCGUCAUCUUCCUCUUCAUAUUCCUCACCACCAGCUACAUCUUCCUCUUCUUACUCAUCAGCUCCGGCCUCCUCUUCCCCUUCAUAUUCAUCGGCUCCAGUUUCAUCGUCGUCCUCCUAUUCCCCACCUCCUGCCUCAUCUUCCUCCUACUCAUCAGCUCCCGGUCUCGUCCUUCUUCUUCGCAUUCCUCAGCUCCCACUUCAUCAGCCCCAGCCUCAUCAUCGGCCUUAA
Molecule: messenger RNA, 1530 nt
Organism: Sclerotinia sclerotiorum 1980 UF-70
Lineage: Eukaryota; Fungi; Ascomycota; Leotiomycetes; Helotiales; Sclerotiniaceae
Exons: 4
Coding region: 1-1530 (509 amino acids)
Source: RefSeq, a predicted model, not a curated record